GUUCUUACUGCUGGUAUGCUAGUUAUCUUCAAGUUUUUAGAUAAAGAAGUGUAUGAGGAGCUAUCUGCUCACCAUAUUCAGUUUCUAAAUAAAUUUCCCAAACUGAGUGGCAUAUGGUGGAUUCAGGGGAGGCAUAAUAUAGCUAUCGCACACAUUUGCUACCUUUUCUUGUAACAACAUAAUGAAUUUCCUCCAGGAAUAAUUCAGUUUAUACCUUCACAUUUGUAUAAGACUAAGCCCUCCAGUUGUUUCUUCUGACUCAUCUUGCACGCCUCACGGAUCCCACACUGACCCGCUGGUGAGUGACUGGUGCAGUGUCAAUGCUAGUCUUCUGGGAACCCCAAAUGGAAUUAAUUACAUUUAGGACCCCCUAAUGUAUCACCUGUAUUUACAUAUUGCAUGUGACAAACCUUCCUAAAUGCUGCAGGUGAUUUCUACUAGCAAAGAACACUAUUAGUUUGAUAAAUCUUAUUAAAUGAUAAUUAUUUUGGGGGCCCCACAGAUAAUUGGGCCCCAAGCAGCUGCAUGCAUCACCUGUACUAAAAAUGAGCCUGAACUGGGGGUGUCUCACCUGCCCACCCACUAACCCUCAUCUACAUCUAUGCGGCCUGAGUGUCGCAGUGUGUAGGUGGUGUGGGCCUCAAGAUCCGCCGGUGGCUGAUGGCGGCCGUGGCGAUGGUGAGCUGCCUCGUGGGCCUGGCCUCGGCUGGCCACGCCUUGCACACUUCCUGGAUGCAACUUGAGGAGCUCUGGCACGCCGAGUACAAGACUGUGGAGCAGAUAAGGGCAAUCAGCCAACCUGUUGCUGAGCUCAGCGACGCGUUGCAGAGAUACAUAGUGUCAUGGGAGGGGCUUGUGGAAGACUCGAACUCGGGCCCGCUCCACCUUGCCUCGGAGGACCCAGCCGCCGGGUUGUCGCUUUUGCGUCACGUGGCUGAGGGCUGGACGCAGGUGGACGACGCCCUCUUCAAAGUGAAACACAUCCUGCACCACAUCGAACACCUGGCGUCACGGGUCGAUAGGGAGGUGCUUCCGAACGCGGCUGACGUGGCGGCAGCGUCUGAGGCCGUGGCUCGCCUGGCCCACGUGUACGGCGUCAACGCCACAGCGCUGGCUGCGGGCGGCCGCCUGGUGCUGCAGGCUGUCACAGGGCACGACCACCACCACCACCACCAUCUCCUCUCAGUAAACGACCUCACGUCCGUCGGCUUGGUGGCUGUGAACAAGGGCUUCCUCGAUGUAGGAGUCCAGUUCCUGCAGGUGGCCAAAGCACGGGCCGCGGCCUCCCAGCAGGCGCGACUCAGCAGUCUCCUGGCCACUGCUGUCAGAGUGCAUGACCACGUGCUGGCGCUGAGAGGGCCGCGCACGCUCACGCACGCGACGGCCCCAACGCCCCACGGCAGUCCACGGGAGGAGCAUGGUGCAGGGGCCGAGGAGGCCGGCGUGGUGCUGGGCGUGGACUACCUACGGAGGCACGCCAACGCCUCGUGGAUGCUGGAGCGGCGGCCGCUGCUGGAGCGCCUGCAGGUGGAGCGGCUGUGCAGGGGCGAGGACCUCAGGGCGCCUCACGUGACGUCACGCCUGCGCUGCCGCUACGCCUCCGGGGGCAGCUCGUGGCUCUCCCUUGCGCCCCUCAAGGUGGAGCAAGCGUCCCUGGACCCGUACAUCGCCGUGGUGUACGAGGUGGUGAGUCGGCGAGACGCGGCUCAUCUCAGGGACAGGACGAGGAGUCGCCUGCACACUCAACACUGUCCCGUUGGAGACCCCCACGCCGCCUCCCCCGUCACCAGCUGGUCCCAUGAAUGUGCGAGUGUGCGGGAGACGGAGGAGGCGGCUGUGGCGGGCGUGGGGCGUCGUCUUGGUCAUCUCCUCGGAGUCUCUCUUGACGACGCUGCCUCGGAGCCGUACAUGGUGGUUAAUCACGGAUUGGGUGGAGAGUAUGGCGCCCACAGGGACACCCACGGGCCCUCCAGGACGCCCCCGCAGCCCGAGGUCGGCGAGAGGCUGGCCACCGUCCUCACCCACCUGCAGGCGCCCGCACAAGGUGGGCGCACAGUGUUCCCGUGGGUGGGCGUGGGCGUGGGCGGGACGGACGGGGCGGCGCUGGUAUGGUGGAACCUUCUGGCCUCCCACGAGCACGAUUUCCUCAUCCGCCGAGCAGAUUGCCCCGUCGUGCUGGGCCACAAGACGGUACUAACCAAAUGGGUGGGCUACGCGGCCCAAUGGAAACGGCUGCCCUGCCCCGCCGACCCCUCCAGGAAGGUCAUGUUGCCUUGGCACUGAGGGUCAAGGUCAGUGAAGGCCAACGGGGCAUCAUGUUUCGUACGUAGAUGAUGUCUCAGGGCGAGGCGAGUGGGUGGCGUCAGAGCAAUAUUACUUUGUGCGUUUUCGUAGUUAAUGAAACGAAAAAAAUAACAAUUAUGUCUCGUAGCUUAUAUGUUGCUUUGCUGUGGGAACGUUCCGUAUGUAAUCUUUAGUGUUGAAUGUAGUAGUUAGAUGAAUGUGUGUAGUGUAGGCAAGUAUGUUUGUAGACUAACAAUUCUGCACUAGACGAUGGUAUAAUGUAUAAUAGGUUUAUGAAGUAAGUUGUGUGACUGUGGGGUACUUGAGACUAAUGUGUGUGUGUGUGUGUGUGUGUGUGUGUGUGUGUGUGUGUAAUACAGCCAAGUGUGAGCGUAAACUAACAACCUAGCACUGGACACUAGUUUAAUGCAUGUCAAUUUAUAGUGUAAUUAAUGUCUGUAGAUAAUACAUAUGUCUGAAAGUAAUAUUUGUGUGUGGCAAUCAAAACCUAUGUCCUUCAGCGGAUAUAAUAAUGAUGCUAAGGUAUUGUGUGUCUCUAGGUUAUGUUUAGGUGAGUGUUAAUGCCGAGUCUUGUGUUGAGUAAGUUCGGCACGCGGGGUAAAUAAAACAAGAUUGCGAGCCACCAUUCUUAACUCCCUCACUCCCCCCUGCGUCUCGUGGAUAUGACUCGUCCCUCGCUGGUGAUGCUGAGGUAACUUUUGUGUGUCUGUAGGUAAUGGUUGGGUGACUAGGUGCUGAGGUUUGUGUUGAGUAAGCACGCGGGGGAAAUAAAAAUGCGAGCCAUCAUUCUUGACUCUCUCACUCCCUCCUGCGUCUCGUGGAUAUGACUCGUCCCUCGCCGGCCUCUCCCUCUUCGUCCCCAACCACUGGAGUGAAUAAUAACAUGUGGGGCUCAGAGGGACAAUAUUGGGUAUCGAUUAAGUUGGUAGAGGGAUAUCGGGCCCGCACAACCCGCCUCCUUAGCCCGGUCUGCAACGUGGAAGGAACGGAGGUUGAUGCCGCGAGUCUGGCCUCACCUUCCCGCUCGUUGGGUGUUUUUCUUCCUUGGGUCUGGAAA
Messenger RNA from Eriocheir sinensis (Chinese mitten crab), 3361 nucleotides. RefSeq names its product prolyl 4-hydroxylase subunit alpha-1-like. Gene Ontology annotation, cellular component: endoplasmic reticulum. NCBI's taxonomy places the organism in Eukaryota, Metazoa, Arthropoda, Malacostraca, Decapoda, Varunidae. The transcript has 11 exons. Gene Ontology annotation, molecular function: iron ion binding; L-ascorbic acid binding; procollagen-proline 4-dioxygenase activity. The coding region runs from base 661 to 2283 and encodes 540 amino acids. The record is from RefSeq and is a predicted model, not a curated record. Gene Ontology annotation, biological process: peptidyl-proline hydroxylation to 4-hydroxy-L-proline.